Brassica napus (rape) is the source of this 1000-nucleotide messenger RNA. RefSeq lists its product as uncharacterized. NCBI's taxonomy places the organism in Eukaryota, Viridiplantae, Streptophyta, Magnoliopsida, Brassicales, Brassicaceae. The transcript has 2 exons. The record is from RefSeq and is a predicted model, not a curated record. The coding region runs from base 28 to 444 and encodes 138 amino acids.
UUCUUUCAUAACAGGUACCUGUCAAAGAUGUCCGUUUAUGACAACAGUGAGCAAGCUGUCUUUGUGCUACUUGGUGAAGCUGGUCGUGAGCUGACUGGGAAGCCAGCAUCAGAGUUAGUCAGAAGCUAUUUUGAGGCUAAUGGGAACGAAGGAGUUAACCUUGAGGCGCCUGUUCCGGAAGCUCUAAUCAGCACCAUCGGUCAGAAGCAUAAGUUUUGUGUCAAAGUUAUAGAGCAUAACUUUUCAGGUAAGACCCGAUCUCUUACCGUGACCAAAAUCCUCCCACUAGACACUUCACCAGCCACAGUGUCUUCGGAAGAUAACCAGACUACUGCGACGUCUAAGGAGACAUCCGAAAACCGUGUGGAUUCAGCAGAUGGGAGUAAGAGAACCUGUGACAGUUCUGAGCUGGAGAGAGCUAAACGCCCUAAGUGUGGGAACUAGGGUUCUCGUGACACUUCUCAGAGAUUGCAACUUCUAUUCAGUUUACGUGUUUAUCUCCUUUACAAUUGCAUGCAUGGUUUUUUUUUUAAUGUCUUUGAAUUAUGAGAGUUUUUUCCUGGACUAUGGUUUCUCUCAUUUUGAAUUAUCAGAGUUUUUUUAAGAAUCAUUUGUUAUCAAAUAUCAGAGUGUUUAAAUAAUUUGGGUCAACAUGCUAUUUUUUACUUAUUUUCAUUUGAUUGACUUAAAUCCAACGAAUAGUAUGAAUAUAUUCCCAUAUCGCAAAUCCAUAAGGUUUAUAACAAACCCAUCUGGUCCGUAAAUACAUUAGGAUUUACUUACUAAAAUUAGAAAAUAACGUUAAUGUCAAACACAAUUAUUAAAUGUGUUUUCCUUCACUAACGUAAAAAAUAUUCCCAUAUCUCAAUCACUUUAGUAUCUUUCCUAAACCUUUCUACUAAAGAAUUAAACAAAACCUUUUCUACUUCCAUCUCCAUAUUUGAUUAUCAAAACGCUCUGUAACAUUUUUCUUCCCCUUCUCUGUUCUUCCUUAGGUCCU